UGCGAUCGUCGGAAUUCAAUUCAUACCCUCUUCAUUUCGUUCUUCCUCGAUCACCUCUUCCGGCAGCCUCUCCUCGAUCUUCUUCUCGCCGGCGAAAAUGGCAUCGGAGCAGUACAACAGCAGCUACGACACGACCGCCGAGAAGACGGACCAGGCGAAGAACGCCUUGGGCAGCACAGCCGAUCGGACCCGGGCGACCGGCGCCGAGAAGACAGGGCAGGCUCAUGACGGGGCUGCCAACGUGGCUGCCACCGUGCAGGACACGGCGAAGGGCGUCUGGGAUCAGACCAAGCACGCGGCCUCUGACGCCAAAGACACGGUGACGGACAAGGCCGUGCAGGCCAAGGACGCGGCCGCCGACGAAGCGGGCGCGGCGAAGGACGCGACGGCGGACAAGGCCGCUGCGACCAAGGACGCGACGUCGCAAAAGGCUUCGGAGGCCCAGAAUGUUGCCGCCGACAAGACCUCGCAGACCCGGAGCUCCACCGACGACACCGUCGGCCGAGCUGCUCAAUCCUCCUCCGAGACCACGGAGGCUGCCAAGGAGAAGACGAAGAAUACUCUGCAGAUGGGUGCUGAUGUUGUCAAGGGAGCCGUUUUGGGAGUCAAGGACGCAGUGACGAACCAAAAUCCACCUCAGUAAACAGGGCAAGGCUCUGUCCUGAACGUCCUUCAAACCUUGGAGGGCUAUGCAUAGCAUCGGCCUCCUGUUCUGUACUUGAUGAUUGGAAGUAGAAUGCGGAGCCUCCUUGUACAGCGCCGUCCUUUUGUAGAAAGCAUUUGAGUUGAAUUUGAGAUAUUUUUUGUGAAUAAUAAAUAUAUAAGCACAUAUUGUGUCACCC
This is a messenger RNA of Marchantia polymorpha subsp. ruderalis, 842 nucleotides long. The record is from the annotation of a GenBank genome assembly. Lineage: Eukaryota; Viridiplantae; Streptophyta; Marchantiopsida; Marchantiales; Marchantiaceae.